This is a messenger RNA of Cheilinus undulatus (humphead wrasse), 2069 nucleotides long. RefSeq names its product dynactin 2 (p50) (gene dctn2). The transcript has 15 exons. The coding region runs from base 150 to 1367 and encodes 405 amino acids. NCBI's taxonomy places the organism in Eukaryota, Metazoa, Chordata, Actinopteri, Labriformes, Labridae. Gene Ontology annotation, biological process: mitotic spindle organization. Gene Ontology annotation, cellular component: cytoplasm; centrosome; dynactin complex. The record is from RefSeq and is a predicted model, not a curated record.
CCACAUCAGCCGGCUGGGAGACUGCUGCCUCAUCUACCGUUAGCUUUUGUUACACUUUCUCGCGGUUGUAUCGACAGUUUGCACUUUUUAAGAUUUUUUAUUAGAUUUUUCGUGAUUUUUUUUGGCCUCUUAUUUGCCUCUCGCUGAGAAUGGCUGACCCCAAAUACGCAAACCUACCAGGAAUUGCUUUUAACGAGCCGGACGUGUACGAGACCGGAGACCUCCCAGAGGAUGACCAGGCUCAAUUUGAGUCGUUUGUACAAGAAGAGCUCUGCAGCGACAGUGUGGAGAGGAUUGUGGUCAACCCUAAUGCAGCCUAUGACAAGUUCAAAGACAAGCAUGUCACCACCAAGGGACUUGACUUCUCAGACAGAAUCAGUAAAAGCAGAAGAGUGGGCUAUGAAUCUGGAGAAUUUGAAAUUCUUGGAGAGGGCUGUGGAGUGAAGGAGACACCCCAGCAGAAGUACCAGCGCUUGGUCAAUGAGAUUCAGGAACUCAUUCAGGAGGUGGAUACUAUCCAGACUGCCACAAAGGAAAGCAAUGCAGAGGAACGCCUGACCCCAGUGGUGCUCGCCAAGCAGGCGGCUCAACUCAAACAGCAGCUGGUUUCUGCUCAUCUUGAUUCUCUGCUGGGACCGCAGGCGCACAUCAACCUGGCCGACCCAGAUGGAGCACUGGCCAGGCGUCUGCUCACCCAGUUGGAGGCGGCCAAGGGCAGCCGCAGCAGCGGAGACACCAAACAGACAGCAUCAGCUAAGGGCCCAGAUGGAGUGGUGCUGUAUGAGCUGCACAGCCGACCGGAGCAGGAGAAAUUCAACGAGUCUGCCAAGAUGGCAGAACUAGAGAAGCGUCUCGCUGAGCUGGAGAUAGCUGUUGGCUCAGGAUCAGACAAGCAGGGGCCUCUGAGUGCUGGUGUACAAGGAGCCAGUUUGAUGGACACUAUUGAGCUACUGCAGGCGAGGGUCAGUGCGCUGGACUCUUCUACUCUGGAUCAAGUAGAAGCUAGACUGCAGAGUGUCCUUGGAAAGAUGAAUGAGAUUGCUAAACAUAAGGCAGCCAUUGAGGAUGCUGAUACACAAAACAAGGUGUCGCAGCUCUAUGACACUGUGCAGAAGUGGGAUGCUGUGUCCACUUCCAUCCCUCAGGUGGUUCAGAGACUUGUUGCUGUCAAGGAGCUGCAUGAGCAAGCCAUGCAGUUUGGCCAGCUGCUGACCCACCUGGACACCACUCAGCAGAUGAUCAACAACUCUCUGAAGGAUAAUAACACCCUGCUAACACAGGUCCAGCAGACGAUGAAGGAAAACCUGGUGGCUAUAGAAGAAAACUUUGCUGCACUAGAUCAGAGGAUGAAGAAAGUCUCCAAAUAAGCAGCCUAAGAGUUUUGGACCGGUCCAGGAGAGUGAAGAGAACAUGGACAAAUAAGAGUUGGCUGGAGAGCGCUCUUGCUUUCUACUUUGCCUCUGCCUUUUUUUUUUCACUAAGUGGAAUGUUAAAAGUGGGAAAAGAUGGAAAACUAAAAGAAGAGACCAAAAUGUUCGUGUCCACACUCUUUCCUUCUUCCUUUUUCUUGCAUCAAAUUGAUAUCAACUGAAAACACUUUUGUCCACUCUACUCAUGCCACUGAAUGCAGUCCCCCUGGUAAGCUCUUUGACUUUUAGACUGGAUUGUUUUUAUAAAAUAUUAGUAUUAAAGGUAAGACAUUUCUCCAAUCCUAUGAAACCUCACACUAUCACUGGAUUUGUACUGUCAGCUUUGGUGAAGGUAGAUGGAUCACAGUAAUGUUGGGUUAAAGGAUGAGACUGUAAAAAGAAUUUAAAAGGAUCUAUUGUCUUCUAGUGUAGCAGGAGCACUUCUGUGCAGGUGUCAGGGCCAGGUGUCAGAAGGAAAGCAUGUAAAUAUGCCUGUGUACCUUAUCGUUUCUUCACGCUCAGUCGCUUGUAACUAUAUUAUUAUGACUGAGAACGGACUCCACAGACAAACUUUUAAUGUGCUCUAUCAUUGCCUACAAGUCAACUGUAAUGUACAUCCGUGGUCAUGGAAACCAAUCAAUAAAACAAAGUGCGAUAAAA